GGCCCCCGGCGCCGCCCGUCUGUCCGUCCGCCCGCCCGCCCGGGAGCGAGGAACGCUGCGGAGGCGGAGCGGGGCCCGCCAUGCCCGUGAGGAGGCAAGACACGCAGCGCGCCCUGCGGCUCCUGGAGGACUACCGGGCGAAGCUGAGCCCGCGGGAGGACCGGCAGCUUCGCAGCUCGGUGGAGCGGGUCAUCGGCAUCUUCCGGAGCAGCCUCUUCCAGGCCCUCCUCGAUAUUCAAGAAUUCUAUGAGGUGACUCUACUUGAAAACCCCAAAAGUAUUGAUCAUUCAAAGCAAGCUGAAUUGGUCGAGCCUGUGAGCACAUGGGACUUCCCCAGUCUUCCGAGCACUGGUGCGACUUCUGAGACAUUGCCGAGCAGCCAGACUGCAGACACCCAGAAAUGCUGCUCCCAAGAUGAAGACUCAUUUCCAUUGGAGCCCAGCGGCUUUCCUCAGGCUCCGGCGCUCGUGCAUGUGUCUGAGAAGAACCUUUCGCAGCUUGAAAGUAUCCGUGGCUUCGUUUCCCACUCCCACAUUUCGCCGGUCAAGACACCAGAAGCUGUUCUUCCUUCUCCUCCUGUUGUCUCUGCUCUACCAGUUCCUGCCGAGGCUUCACUCAUCCCAUCUUCCAUAUCACAGGCAAAUCCCCCUCCAGUUGUGGUAAACGCAGAAACUCCGGAGACACCAGCUUACGUCAAUGGCACUGAUGCAGACUAUGAAUAUGAAGAAAUCACGCUGGAAAGGGGCAAUUCUGGACUGGGCUUCAGCAUCGCAGGAGGUACAGACAACCCGCACGUUGAGGACGACUCCGGAGUGUUCAUCACAAAGAUCAUCCCGGGAGGAGCAGCUGCCCAGGACGGGAGGCUGCGGGUGAAUGACUGCAUUUUACGUGUGAACGAGGUAGACGUCCGUGAUGUGACUCACAGCAAGGCCGUGGAAGCCUUGAAGGAGGCAGGCUCCAUGGUCCGUCUGUAUGUUAAGAGAAGAAGGCAAACCACAGAAAGAAUUGUGGACAUAAAACUGGUGAAGGGGCCCAAAGGUCUUGGGUUCAGCAUAGCCGGGGGUGUUGGAAACCAGCACAUUCCUGGAGACAACAGUAUCUAUGUCACCAAAAUUAUCGAAGGUGGUGCUGCACACAAGGAUGGUAGACUCCAGAUUGGAGACAAGUUGAUGGCUGUGAAUAGUGUUUGUCUGGAAGAAGUUACCCAUGAGGAAGCUGUGGCUGCCUUAAAGAACACGUCUGAUUUCGUUUACCUGAAACUUGCAAAGCCCACCAGCAUGUUCAUAAACGAUCCCUACACAUCUCCGGAGGUCACUGGCUCGUACCCUCAGCCCGCUGAGAACCACGUCAGCCCAUCAACUUACUUGGGGCAGUCUUUGCCACCAGCCUCACAAGGGAGAUAUUCGCCCAUUCCCAAGGGAAUGCUGGGAGAAGACAAGAUCACCAGGGAGCCCCGGAAGCUGAUCCUCCAUCGGGGAUCGACAGGACUUGGCUUCAACAUUGUGGGGGGAGAGGACGGAGAGGGCAUUUUUGUCUCGUUCAUCCUUGCGGGGGGACCUGCCGACCUCAGUGGCGAGCUCAGGAAAGGAGACUGGAUCAUUUCGGUGAAUGGGGUGGACCUCAAAGCUGCAACUCACGAAGAGGCAGCUGCUGCCUUGAAAAAUGCUGGUCAGUCCGUGACUAUUGUAGCUCAAUAUCGUCCAGAAGAAUAUGGCCGUUUUGAAGCAAAAAUACACGACUUGCGAGAACAGAUGAUGAGCAGCAGUGUCAGCUCAGGGUCUGGGUCUCUGCGGACCAGCCAGAAGCGGUCCCUCUAUGUCAGAGCACUCUUCGACUAUGACAAAACUAAAGACAGCGGUCUCCCCAGCCAGGGGCUGAACUUCCGAUUUGGCAAUAUUCUCCAUGUCAUUAAUGCUUCAGAUGACGAAUGGUGGCAGGCACGACUGGUGAUGCCAGACGGGGAGAGCGACCAGGUUGGCGUCAUUCCCAGCAAACGCAGGGUGGAGAAGAAGGAACGAGCUCGUUUAAAGACUGUGAAAUUUAAUUCUAAAGCAAGAGGUGACAAAGGGCAGUCAUUCAAUGACAAGCGUAAAAAGAACCUCUUUUCCCGAAAAUUUCCCUUCUACAAGAACAAGGACCCGAGCGAGCCAGAGACCAGUGAUAUUGACCAGCAUGUGACGUCCAAUGCCAGCGACAGUGAAAGUAGUUACCGUGGCCAGGAAGAGUAUGUCUUGUCUUACGAACCAGUCACACAGCAAGAAGUCAGCUACACACGCCCUGUGAUAGUGCUGGGCCCUAUGAAAGACCGUAUCAAUGAUGACCUCAUCUCUGAAUUUCCCGACAAGUUUGGAUCUUGCGUCCCACAUACCACCCGACCGAAGCGCGAUUACGAGGUGGACGGGCGAGAUUACCACUUCAUUGUGUCCCGAGACCAGAUGGAGAAAGAUAUUCAGGAUCACCGGUUCAUUGAAGCCGGCCAGUACAACAACCACCUCUACGGGACGAGCGUCCGGUCAGUGAAGGCGGUGGCCGAGAAGGGCAAGCACUGCAUCCUCGACGUCUCUGGAAACGCGAUCAAGAGGCUCCAGAUAGCCCAGCUGCACCCUGUGUCCAUCUUCAUCAAGCCUAAGUCGGUGGAAAAUAUCAUGGAAAUGAAUAAGCGAUUGAUGGAUGAGCAAGCUCGAAAAACGUUUGAAAGAGCCAUGAAGCUGGAGCAGGAAUUUACAGAACAUUUUACAGCUAUUGUGCAAGGUGACACACUGGAAGAGAUUUACAAUCUUGUCAAGCAAGUAAUUGAGGAGCACUCCAGCCCCAUCAUUUGGGUGCCAGCCAAGGAGAAGCUCUGAAAGUCCCCAGAUUCCAGGGGUCAGUGUCUGCCCGCCUGGCCGCCAGCCUGCCCGUGCUUCCCACCUCCCCAGCAUCUCUUCCUCUGCUGGGGGCUCUGGAGCUGCCGGGCCCCAAAGACGACACACAGAGUCCCUUUUUGACUUCAACUUUUUGCAAGCUGCUGGUCGAGUGCUCUUUUCUCAAUGAUCAAGGACUCUUUCCACUCCUGUGGAUAGAAAUGGAGAAUAAUGUGGUUAAAAUUCCUUAAUGUUUAAGGGAAAGUAUCCUUCAGAGAUUUUGAGAAAACAAAGCUUUUUAUGCAGCAUUUUAACAAUUUUGUAAUAAGAUGAAAGAAAAGUGGUCUUAAUGUAAAUUGUGAGCAAUUUUGCACGCUUGAGUUUGCCGGCAUGAUUUCAUUCAAGAGAUUUGAGUUCAAGAUUGAGUUUCACAGUUUCUGCAACAAAUUUAUUUUUUCUGUCAA
This is a messenger RNA of Candoia aspera, 3307 nucleotides long. RefSeq names its product discs large MAGUK scaffold protein 1 (gene DLG1). The transcript has 25 exons. Gene Ontology annotation, molecular function: kinase binding. The record is from RefSeq and is a predicted model, not a curated record. Bases 81 to 2846 code for a protein of 921 amino acids. Gene Ontology annotation, biological process: embryo development; receptor clustering; establishment or maintenance of epithelial cell apical/basal polarity. Gene Ontology annotation, cellular component: neuron projection; plasma membrane; basolateral plasma membrane. Lineage: Eukaryota; Metazoa; Chordata; Lepidosauria; Squamata; Candoiidae.